AUGGAUCUGCGCCUCCCUUUGGUUCCCGUUUAUGGGUCUGUUGAGGAUAGAGUUUUUGCAGGUUCUGGCAUUAGUGGUGUCUUGGAUUUGGCCGGGAUCAAAACCCUUCCCCUUUUCGAUUGGACGGUCACCAUUGCCGGCGAUGGUGAAGCUACUUGGAAUGGAGAAGGUAUGGAAAGAAGUAGCGAAGACAUAAUUGUAUCCAUUCAUGUAGCAGUCUUGCUUGACAAAUUAUCCUCAGAAGCAUUAAGAGAUUUUGGAUCGGUAUGGUGUGGGCAAAGUGAGCUACGUGCACUCUCAGAUGUUCUUGAGAAAAUUCAAAAAUUGCUCAAGUUUGCAGAGAAAGCUCAAGCAAGGAAUAUCUUGAUGAAAGACUGCCUUAGGAAUCUCAGAGAAGUUGCUUACCGAGCUGAGGACAUAUUGGAUGAGUUCAUCUAUGAAGCUUGUAAGUUAAAAGAUGAAAGAUAUGGAGGUGGAGGAGAGGUACGUUUCUUGCACUUCCUCUCUAACUUAAAUGCAGAUGGGUUUUUACGUAAGCAAGAAAUCGUGCCUCUUAUAAAUGAUGAACUCAUAAAGAAACUAGAGGAGAUUGAGAAGAAACUUGAAGACCUCUAUCUUAAAGAGUCAUCAGGAAAUCAGAAAUCACAUGGUGGUGGUGUACUUGAUGAAAUAUUAGACACAAGGCCAAAGAGUGGCAAGACAACUCUAACCCAGCUUGUCUAUAAUGAUCCUGAUGUAGAGAAACAUUUUGAAAGAAGAGCUUGGGUUUGUGUGUCUACUGAUUUUAAUGCUGUGACAUUGACCUCUGCAAUUCUAGAGUCCUUGACUGGGGAAAAUCUUAACUUGAGCAACCUACAACCACUUCAACAACAUAAGUUGAGAGAUAAAUUAAGGGGGAAGCGAUUUUUAAUCAUUUUAGAUGAUGUUUGGACUGAAAAGGAAAGCGAUUGGAAAUCUCUGAGAGUUGCAUUCUGGGCAGCAGGGGAAGGAAGUAGAAUAAUUGUAACAACUCGAAGUAGAAGAGUUUCAUUAAUGAUGCACCCCAUGUAUAUCCAUGAUCUACAAAUUUUAUCUGAUGAAGAGUGUUGGUCGAUUAUGGAAAGGCACAUAUCUUUAAAUUAUGGCUCUAUUGCUCCCAGCCUGGAAGAAGUGGGUAGGAAGAUUGCGAGGAAGUGUAGAGGAUUGCCCUUGGCAGCAAGUACACUUGCAGGACUAUUAAGCUCUUCUAGUUCAGAUUUAAACCUUUGGGAAGAAGUCUUGAAUAGUUCCAUGUGGAACUUAGAAGAGAGCAAAGAUUUGCCAGCUGCACUAAGUCUAAGCUAUUAUUUUCUUCCCACAUAUUUGAAGCAGUGUUUUGCUUAUUGCUCUGUUUUUCCUAAAGAUUAUAUAAUCAAGAAGAAACGUCUCAUCCAACUGUGGAGCGCACAAGGUUUUAUUAGAACCAACACUUCAAGAAUGAAAGACAAAGCAGGUGGCCAAUAUUUUGAUUAUUUGGUGCAUAGGUCUUUCUUUCAGCACUACAAUAUUGAAGAUAAGAAGAGAUUUGUAAUGCAUGACCUUGUACAUGAUUUAGCACAAGCAGUUUCAGGAGAGGUGUAUGGUAGAUUCGAGUGCCGGAAAUUGACCCGUAGCUCCAAAUUAGAGACCCGUUAUUCGUCCAUGUGCUGUGUAAAAUCCAUAAACACGGAAAAAUAUCAUCCUGAUCACAAGAGGUUAUCCACAUUGAUAUACCUUCUUUAUAAUUGUUUUUGGGGGGAUUACCAUAUUGAAUCUUUUGGAGGACUGAGAUACUUACGUGUCUUAGAUUUGUAUCAUUCUGAAAUUAAGAUGCUUCCGGAUGAUAUUGGCCAUUUGAAAUGCCUACAACAUAUUAACCUCUCGUAUUGUUUCGACAUAGAACGACUACCGGAGUCAUUCUGCUAUCUUUUCAAUCUACAGUCACUGAUAUUGUAUUGUUGUACCCUACUAAUCUCGAAGAAAGAUGAUGGUGAUGAUAAUGGUUGUGGGAUAAGAGAGCUGAAGGAGCUGAGGCAGCUUGAGGGUGCACUUUCAAUCAGGUCACUACAGAAUGUGAUUGAUCCUUUGGAUGCUCGGGAAGCUGAUUUGAUGAGUAAGCCGAAAAUUGAUGAGUUAGAAUUUACAUGUUACAGUGGGUUAACAUUUCCAAGAUGGUUGAUGAUCGAUUUGACAAGCUACAACAAAUUAGUUUCUCUGACACUCAGCAGCUGCUACAAAUGCCAAGUCCUCCCUCCGAUUGGGGAGCUACCCCUAUUGGAAUCUCUACACUUAUUUAACAUGUGGAAGUUGGAAGAGUGGUCUAGCAGCAGCUCUAAAGGGGAGGAAACUGAUGAAUUCCCUAGCCUCCUAAAUCUAACCAUUGAAUACUGUACAAAACUACGGAUACUGCCACAGCCACUUCUGUCAAGUCCGAGACUAUGUGUAUUGCAUUUCAAAGGCUGUCCAAAGCUCAGGAUGUUGCCUCAUGCAGGAGGACUAAGCAGACUCACCUCACUCAAAACUCUACAAAUUGGGGAUAAGAUGGAAGGGUUAGUUCAGUUUCUCGAUGAGACAGAGACUCUACCUCCAAAUCUUAAUCGCCUUUAUAUCCAUGAUUGUAAAUCGCUACCCAAGGGGUUGAGAAACCUUUCGUCACUGAAACAUCUGACACUUAGUCCAGAUUGUAAAGCCCACUACAACCCCGAGGAGCUCCCCACAAAUGUCAUCGUUGAAAAAGAUUAUUGGCCUGUACUGAUGGGAACCUCGCCAAAUGUCUGA
Messenger RNA from Telopea speciosissima, 2775 nucleotides. Its product is annotated as putative disease resistance protein RGA3. The transcript is spliced from 6 exons. Gene Ontology annotation, molecular function: ADP binding. Gene Ontology annotation, biological process: defense response to other organism. The record is from RefSeq and is a predicted model, not a curated record. NCBI's taxonomy places the organism in Eukaryota, Viridiplantae, Streptophyta, Magnoliopsida, Proteales, Proteaceae. The coding region runs from base 1 to 2775 and encodes 924 amino acids.